UACGUUAGUCAUGGAGUAGUGUUUAAAGAAUCCACAACUCGUCUCUUCCACUCGCGAAAAUUUAUUUCUCGUCGCAAAUUUUUAUUUAAAUUUUGAGAGAUUCUUUCAUCCGCACCAAGUGUCACGGACUAAUCACGUUUCGAGUGAUAUUCUCGAACGACGACACACUAGUUGGACGAUUGUCUUUUACUUUAUUCUAUUACAUUUACUGAUUUACUGAUAACGUUUACCGAAACUUAAAAGCAAGUGAAUUCAUAGUGAAAUGGUUGCGGACAAACCAGUGCCCGAUUUCACGGUGGAGAAUGAUAUUUACAAAGGACAAAAGAGGCCAUAUUCCGACACUUGUAAAAGCAUCGGAGAAUUGAUUUGGAAAAGAAUUGACAGCUUUAGUGAUAAAGAUGCACAGAUCGACGCACGCACAGAAGAACUGGUUACGUAUAAGGAACUCCAGAAAAAAAUUACGAAAUGCGCCAUUUGGCUGCAGGAACAGGAAAUUAAACCAGACGAUAUAAUCAGUGUGUGCACGCACAACCAGAUAAAUGCUUUCGUGUCGUGUCUCGCAGCGAGUUAUAUCAAUGCUAUCUUCAACCCAUGGGAUGAGAACAUGAAUUUGCAAACUGCGCUGCGUGUGAUGCAAAUGACUAUGCCGAAGGUGAUCUUCUGCAACGAGAAAUCCGUAAGCGUGGUGCUGCAGGCAGUGCGCGAAAAGAAUUACAAGCCCAAGGUGGUGGUCUUCGGCAACCACCCCGACGCAGUUUCGUUCGCGAGGAUUUUGAGCAGCUACAGCGAUGCGCAAGCGGCGCGCUUCCGUUACGUCGAGAAUGACAAUAUCAGGAAAACGUCGUGCAUCUUGCAUUCAUCCGGUACCACGGGAAUACCGAAGGCCGUCGAGUUGUCCAAUUAUUCUAUGCUGUCAUUGAAUGAAGAGAGCAAGAUCAAUAUGAACGAGACGGUACCGCUUUGGUUCUCCUCGAUUUACUGGGUCAGUGGUAUAAUGUUGAACCUGAAGGCGAUUAGUCAAGGUGCCAAGGUGAUCGUCUAUCCGAAAUUUGACGAAGAGAUGACGUGUAUCUUAAUCGAGAAGUAUAAGGUGACGUGGCUGUUCACAGGAACUAGCAUGACAAAUCGAUUCCUCAAAGCCGGUUACGUAAAGAAUUAUUCUUUAUCUACCUUGAAAAUUAUCUUCUGUGGCGGUGCUAUCCUCAAGCCGGAAUCGCAAAAGGAACUGAAAAGACUUCUGCCGCACGUCGACAUACUGCAGGCUUACGGAAUGACGGAACUGGGUGGAAUGGCAACGUGCCAGAUGCCGCACCACAAGCUCGGUUCUUGUGGAUCUGUAGUGCCGAAUAUGCAAAUAAAGAUCGUAGAUCCAGAGAGCGGAAAGACUCUCGGCUCGAACGAAAUGGGAGAGCUGUGGGCGAAAUCGGAAAAUAUAAUGACUGGUUAUUACAGAAAUCCCGAGGCGACAAAAAGCACGAUUGACGAGGGAGGAUGGUUGCACUCGGGUGAUCUUUGCUACAUCGAUGAGAAUGGCGAGGUAUUCGUGGUCGACAGGCUGAAAGAGCUCAUAAAAUACAGAGGAUAUCAAAUCUCACCCGCGGAGAUAGAAGAUCUUCUACUAACACAUCCAGCAGUGUUAGAAAUUGCGGUGGUAGCAGUGCCUCAUUCGACGGACGAUGAACAUCCUAUAGCUUACGUCACCAAGAAACACGGAGCUACGGUAACAGAGCAAGAACUGAUCGACUAUGUAGCGAAUAAUAUGAUGGACCAUUUUAAACUUCGUGCCGGAGUAGUGUUCUUGGAUAGUUUUCCUUAUACAGGAUCUGGGAAAAUUGCGAAAAAGGAAUUAAGAGCAUUGGCUAAGAAAUUAGCGAUUGAGUAAAAUGUAUUGAGGACAUGAAUCUUGUUCAUGUCAUUAAAAUUACAGAUAUUUGCACGAUUAGAAAGGGGACAAAUGUGACAGAUAAUUAUUUUAUAAUUGAAGAAACCAUAAUUUUAUUUAUGUAAUUAUAUAUGUGUAUAUUCUAUUUUCUUAGUUUUAAUAUUUAGACAUUAAUACGGACAAAAGAAAAGGUGGAAAUUAUUCUCGAUGAUUUCCUGCAUUUCAUGCAAUGUAGAGUAGCAAAAACUAAAAAUAUGCGCACUUCUAUAAUUGUCUUUUUGCACUUUUAAGAGUUAAGCAACACGUAAAAAUUAAUUCUAUAUAUUGAUGAUAAAUAUCCCAGCAAAAAUAAAAAGUUUCAUGAGCGUUUGUUUAGCGUCUAUGUGAGCGUUUAUAAGAGUCGUUAGGAGUUUAAAAACAGUCAGUAGAGAAUUUGUAGAGUGGAAUUUGCAAUGCUGCAGCGUUUGAAGGUGUUUUUCUCAGCAAAACUUUGACGAAACGUUAUGUACAGCGUUUGAUCGAAGCGUUCCGAAAGCGUUUGAAACCCAAUGGCAUUCUUAUAAGGUUUAAGAGCGUAUAAACUCUCAAAAAACUCUCAUCAAACGAUUGUCAACGCUUUACAAAACUUCUUAUUUUUGCCAGGAUAAGCGUUCAGUGAGUUCUCCCUCCUCCUAAAACUCCAGCAACAGUUUUUCAAUUUGACAAUGUGCAGGAAAUCGCACUUCUGAGUGAUGAGCGAGAAAUUUGAUUUGAGUCACUUCUUCACAAGAAACGUGCAGGGUUCUUUGUCAAAAUGUUACAUAUAUUAAAAUUUCAUUUCUUGUUGUCUUUGUUGGAUUGCCUUUAAAAUUCUUUUAAAUUCUUCUUUGUUCAUACCAGAUAAGUGUCGGCAAAACAUAUAAUCCAAAAAACGUAAUUUUUCACGACUGCUGGAGAAAAGAAGAUCUCAAUAAAACUGAUUAUGGGCAUUAGUUGUGGAUUAGAAUA
Molecule: messenger RNA, 2869 nt
Organism: Harpegnathos saltator (Jerdon's jumping ant)
Lineage: Eukaryota; Metazoa; Arthropoda; Insecta; Hymenoptera; Formicidae
Product: 4-coumarate--CoA ligase 1-like
Exons: 9
Coding region: 263-1882 (539 amino acids)
Molecular function (GO): CoA-ligase activity
Source: RefSeq, a predicted model, not a curated record